Messenger RNA from Acipenser ruthenus (sterlet), 933 nucleotides. Its product is annotated as DNA-directed RNA polymerases I, II, and III subunit RPABC3-like. Gene Ontology annotation, biological process: DNA-templated transcription. The transcript is spliced from 6 exons. The record is from RefSeq and is a predicted model, not a curated record. Lineage: Eukaryota; Metazoa; Chordata; Actinopteri; Acipenseriformes; Acipenseridae. Gene Ontology annotation, cellular component: RNA polymerase III complex; RNA polymerase II, core complex; RNA polymerase I complex. The coding region runs from base 172 to 624 and encodes 150 amino acids. Gene Ontology annotation, molecular function: DNA-directed RNA polymerase activity.
AAGCUAGGCCGACCGGGCAGAGUUGAGAGGUCAGUGGUUUCCCACGUUGGUAAUCGGCGGGGAGGGAAUGGCGAUUAAUGAAAUCUGUUGUAUAGAUCUUGCAGGAUUGAUAUACCAUUUGUAUUGACGACGAGCAGAACUGGGAUACAGACAAACUAAGACUGAGCGGACAUGGCGGGAAUCCUGUUUGAGGAUAUCUUCGACGUGAAGGACAUCGACCCAGAUGGGAUGAAGUUUGAGAGAGUUUCGCGGCUGCACUGUGAAAGCGAAUCCUUCAAGAUGGACCUGAUCCUCGACAUCAACAUCCAGAUCUACCCCGUCGACUUGGGUGACAAGUUCCGCCUGGUGAUUGCUAGUACCCUUUACGAGGACGGCACCCCUGAUGAUGGGGAAUACAACCCCACUGAUGACAGGCCCUCAAGGGCGGACCAGUUUGACUACGUGAUGUAUGGGAAGGUGUAUAAGAUCGAAGGGGACGAGACCUCGACAGAAGCUGCAACACGCCUCUCUGCCUAUAUAUCCUAUGGGGGUCUCCUGAUGCGACUGCAGGGCGAUGCCAACAACCUGCACGGGUUCGAGGUGGACUCCCGAGUCUACCUGCUCAUGAAGAAACUGGCCUUCUAGAGACCGGAAUUCCCCGCGCGGCCCUGGGUUCAAUGAGAGACACAGACUCUCUCUCUCACACACACACACACACAAUAUCUUCGCAUGGGGGUGAAGAGAGUGUCUGGCCCGGACCUUUCUUCACACAAGACCUCCUGGAAAUGAAACAGAACGGUCUAAUAGAGGGACAAAGUGAAACUGGAGACUGCUUCCAGGUGAAGCUUUCCCAACAGCUGCCUGUACUCCCUCUGCUCCACUCUGCCCUGCCCUGAUGUUUCUAGGUUAUAUGCUGUCAUCGAGGUGUAAAUAAAAAGUCAACAUUUUUAAGUA